AUACGUUAAUAGUCGGUGGAUGUGCUUAGGACCGAAAAGAAUAUUAUUUAUACUGAAGGCGCAAAAAAAUUACGCUUUUAAAUAUAAACAAAUUAUACUCAUUCCUACAACAGUUGAUUGAUACUGAUUACUAACGAAAUAUAAAUCUACACAACAAAUUGUUAACGAUAUAAUAAAUCUACAUACUUGGUGUUUUUAAUUAAUAAAGAGUUGAUGAAAGUACAUUGUAUAAAAUUGUUUUAUUGUAAAAAAAUUAUAAAUAAAUAUGUGUAAAAUAUCAAAGUAAUAAUAUUCAAAAAAAAAAAAAAAAAUAUGUAAACUAUAAACAAUUAAAUUUAAUUACCGUUAUACUCACAAAAAUUUUAUUUCUUCUACAUCUCGUCUUUCUUGUAAUUUGUUUCUGUUUUGUGCUAUCUUUGUUUUUAUCCAACAACCCCGGUAUUUAGAUACAAUUCGUGCUUUACUUUAAUACCGUAUACGCCAAAUGUCAGAAUAAAAUAUAAAAGAUAGAAGUUAAUAAACAAAACAAUAAAACAAAAUACCCAUAAAGAAAAAAUCAAAGUACUUAAAAAAGUAUAAAAAAUAUUUAAAUUUCUAAACACUGUUAUUUGUAUCAUUUUUCAUCAUGGAUGAUGAGUUUAAAUUAUGCUGGAAAAAUUUCCAGGACAACAUUGCCAGUGGUUUUCAAAGUCUUUAUGAUCGUGGAGAUUUAGUAGACGUAACGUUGGCAUGCGACGGAAAGUUACUGCAAGCUCACAAAAUCGUCUUGGCAAUAUGUAGUCCAUAUUUUCAAGAGAUUUUUAUUUCGAAUCCAUGUAAACAUCCCAUAAUUAUUUUGAAAGAUGUGUCGUAUAAUAUAAUGUGCGAACUCUUAGAAUUUAUGUAUCAAGGCGUUGUGAAUGUUAAACACACUGAAUUGCAAUCUUUUAUGAAAAUUGGGCAACUAUUACAAAUUAAGGGACUUGCCACAAAUUCCUCAUCAUCAGCAGCGUCAACGAGUUCAGAGAAGUCAUCGAACAAGAAUGAAAAUAAUGUUAUGAAUGAUGAAACUUCUUUCACAUCGAAACCAUUAUUGCCAUCCGCGAUCGAAACCGCAAGCACUGGAGAAAAUUCUAAUAUCGGGGGCGAAAAGCCAUCUGAUAGCCAUAGCCAUCCGAAUACACCACAAAGAUCACAAUCACCUCUGUUAUCACCAGCAGCAUCACCCUUGAACAACAGCUCUUUAAAUUCAGCCACAACAAAUCAAGCUAACAAAUCAACAGAAUCAAAUGUAUCACAGCAACAACCCUCAAGUCAUGGAAGCAGCAGUGCUUCUGGUCUUAAACGGCAUUCUGAAUAUAGUACUGAUUCUUUGUCGAUAUAUUCUCGCAAUAAACAUAGACGUUCUAUAACUUCUACAGAUCACAGUAGCGAAAAUACUGAUGGACCCGAUGGUGGCAGUGUUUCUGGUGGAAUGGAGCAAAUGAAUACAGAAGAUUUCUUUUUACCACACAUUUCUAUGGUGGAAUCACGGUAUGAAUUAAAUAACAUAAAACGCGAAAACUCAGACCAUCACCAAAACCCAGGUGUGUCAUCUGCAGCAGCUGUUGCGGCAGCUUCCGCUUCUCUGCGCAAUUCUUUUAAUUCCGCUGCAUUUGGGUUAGACUAUACUUUUUACAAGAACAACAACGUUUCUUCCCAAUCCGGUCAAGAAUAUCCAAAUGAUUUACAUAUGUCGAAUGAGUAUUCAAAGAGCUUUGCCAACCACAUGGAUAUACCACCAAUUGGGCCCGGGGAACAUUGGUUUCAGGGCAAAUUAGAAUUUAUGCUGAGUCAACGUGGUAAACCAUUGCUUGUACACGAUGGUCAUACGUUUGGCAUACAAUAUGUGCGCAAAGAUAAGAAAUAUUGGCAAUGCAACUUGUCUCGUAAGUUUAAUUGUAAAGCACGCGUUACCACCACUGAUACUGGAGAGAUUAUCGUUACAAAUAACGAACAUUGUCAUACAGAAAUUCGUCAACAUUUACGCAAGGACUAUCAACGCAACAAGGUAAUGAUGAAUGCCCUCAUCAAUCUCAGUACAAAUCGUUUAGCAGUAGAAAAUUUUCGGCGUCAUAAUAGCAUUGCCAACAACUUAAGUAAUCUACAAUCCAUAGUAGCUGCUGCAGCUUCAACACCAUUAGCCCUACAGUCACACAUUAAAGGAACGAGUUCUACCACAGCAAAUCUGCUAGAUUUGGGAAAACAACCAACAAUUAAUAUAGAUACUGAAAACCAUUUUAAACACACUCAAACGCAUCAUUUCGAACACCACAUCCCCGACUCCAUGAACAAGAUUGAAGACGACGACUCUCACGAUGAGCCUUUAGAUUGUGGUAUAAGGUCAUCAUCGUACCAGAGUGAACGGGACAGCGUAAACGUUUUAAACGAAAACAGUACCAAUACAAAUACACCUCAGCCAACUAUAUAUCAUGAGAAUAAAAAUGAGUGGCAAUGUAAAAAUGAAGACAUCUAAUAGGUUGUACAGGCAUGUGCGUAAUGUGUGUCAUCCAUCACUUUAACCUAAAACAGGAAAAAUCUAAAAUGAUAAAUAAUACGAAUUUUUAUGCUAUUAAAAAAGAUUAACGAAUCUUUAAUAAGUGUUAUAAAAUGAUAGCCAAACAAAUAAUAUUAUUUGUUUUUUUUUUCGUUCUUUUUAAUUUUCCGAGGUAAAAAAUUUUAAAGAAGAGAACGAGUUUUUAAUUUUUAAUGUAGAUUUACGUGUGAUGAUUUAUUGCACUAAAUUGUGUUAAAUAUGACAAAAUUAGUCUAAGUUAGUAGAAGCAAUGUGAUUAAAGAAGUAGAGUGACUUUGAUUGGAUUAUAUUCAACGAAAUCGACUAGUUAACGCAUAAACUAUGUAUUCUCAUGAUUGUAUACAUAUUAGUUGGAUAUAGAUAUCAAUAUCAAAUAUACCGAAAUACAUACAUAAUACAUUAUUUUAAAGUGAAAGUAUCUAAACAUUGCAAGAAUUAUUUAAUUAUUACUCCAUUUAGUAGAAAUAAUUAUGGAUGGGAUCUUAAUAUUGGAUGUGCAACGAAUAUCUAAAUAGAUUGUGUCCAAAAACUGGGCACGAGUAGUUUUAUUUUUAUUUACAUAAGGAAGACGCAUUUUGUGCUUUAUUUUAUUGUAAUAAAAUCAAGAAUAAUAAGUGAAUUUCUAUUAAAUUUAAUAUAUCGUCACCUGAAAGGCAAACAAACGGCCCUAACUUACCAAAAAUUCAAAAUCGAUUUUAUUGUUGAUUCUAAUGUAUUGAAUCAAAACAAAUUUGAAUCCACACACAUUGGACACGACCAAAAUUAGCAAUUUAAUUGACAACAAACAAAAGGUCCUAUCUGCAAAAACAUUUAAAUAAUAAAGGUAAAAAAAGUCUAAUUUAUCCAUUUCUAUAUAGUUUUCAUUAUUAAACAAUUUGUUUAUUUACUACAAAUAAAUCGCGUUGAUAGAAACAAACUUUUCAAUUUAAAUAGUUUUUUGCUUCUGUAAAAUUUUAAAAAUGUUUGAUAGGGCCGUUUGCGUUUUAGGUGACGAUAUGUAUAUUAAUAUAUAUUACUAUAUUAUAUUACCAACAAAUAUCUUAAUUUUUUGCUUUUAUAGCAAUUUUUGAAUUAAAUUCAAUUUCAUCAUAAUUUUUUAACACAGUCGAUUUUUAAAAUUUUCUUAAAAAACUAAAAUCAAGGAACAUAAACACAAUUAUUACAAAAUACUUAUAAAUUUGAAUUGCUUAGAAUAAAUAAAAAUAAGAUUCAAACAUUAAUUAGGAAUGAACUUUUUACCUUUGAAUAAAGCUAGCGUACAUAGUCUCGUAUAUCCACAAAUACUCUUUUAUGAUAAAAAUAUUUAAGUUGACCAAAGACAUUCCCAAAGAUAUACUGAUUUAUUUUAAGAUUAUUUUAAAUUUAUAACACUGCAAACUAUUUUAUUUACCAAAGAUUUUAAUUAAAAUCCAAAUUCUGAAUAUUUUUGGUUAAUUUAUAAUUUACUCCAAAAUAAACAGAUUUAAAAUAAUAAACUGGUGGUGAAAGAUUGAUGAUGAUGAAAACAGUCUGAACGAAAAAUCGGAUAGGUGCAUACAUGUUCAAAAGAAUGUGUGUCAAACUUUAACAUAUGUAUAUACAUACAUAUGCACAUAAUAAUUGUAGAUGACAAAAAUGAUUAUCUAUAAUACCCUUUAACCAUUGUUAUUUUAACAAUUUUUUAUUAUAUUGAAUAACUUUUUUAUACCUAAAUUUAUACUUUUAAUAUUCCCUAUU
Lucilia sericata (common green bottle fly) is the source of this 4270-nucleotide messenger RNA. Its product is annotated as longitudinals lacking protein, isoforms H/M/V. Gene Ontology annotation, cellular component: nucleus. The transcript is spliced from 3 exons. Lineage: Eukaryota; Metazoa; Arthropoda; Insecta; Diptera; Calliphoridae. Gene Ontology annotation, molecular function: protein binding. Bases 626 to 2494 code for a protein of 622 amino acids. Gene Ontology annotation, biological process: regulation of transcription by RNA polymerase II. The record is from RefSeq and is a predicted model, not a curated record.